Balaenoptera ricei (Rice's whale) is the source of this 6087-nucleotide messenger RNA. It is a transcript of the gene HSPA12A, whose product is annotated as heat shock protein family A (Hsp70) member 12A. The transcript has 13 exons. The coding region runs from base 285 to 2270 and encodes 661 amino acids. NCBI's taxonomy places the organism in Eukaryota, Metazoa, Chordata, Mammalia, Artiodactyla, Balaenopteridae. The record is from RefSeq and is a predicted model, not a curated record.
GAGCAGUGCUCCCGCUACCCGGCGGCUCAGACCCGGCCCGAGCGCCCGCCGAGAACACGGACAGGGACCUGCACGGGCACGGGCGCCGCGCCGGAGGCUCCUCUCGCGGGCGGGGGCUGCGCGACCAUGGCGGACAAGGAGGCCGGCGGCAGCGACACUGGGCCCCGAGAUUUGGCGACCGAACAGCAGGACUCCGACCAGGAGGUGAAUGAGUAAAGCUGAGGGCAGUGCUGGUUGGAAGGGCUGGAGCUCAGCGGUGGAGCCAGGACCUAGGAGCUCAGGAAAUGGCCCCUACAUCUGCAUGUUCAUCUCCAGCCCGGAGUCUGGGGGACACAGGAAUAACACCUCUGUCCCCUUCCCACACUGUGAACGAUGCCGACGCAAACGUCUCUGAGCAGCAGACGUUUCUCGUGGUGGUGGCUGUCGACUUUGGGACCACAUCCAGCGGCUAUGCCUACAGCUUCACCAAGGAGCCAGAAUGCAUCCAUGUGAUGAGGCGAUGGGAAGGAGGCGACCCUGGGGUGUCCAACCAGAAGACUCCGACCACCAUCUUGUUGACUCCGGAGAGGAAGUUCCACACUUUCGGGUAUGCCGCCAGGGACUUUUACCACGACCUGGAUCCCAGUGAGGCCAAGCAGUGGCUGUACCUGGAGAAGUUCAAGAUGAAGCUGCACACCACCGGGGACCUCACCAUGGAUACAGACCUGACGGCAGCAAAUGGCAAGAAAAUCAAAGCCCUUGAAAUCUUUGCUUAUGCCCUGCAGUACUUUAAGGAACAGGCACUGAAGGAGCUGAGCGAUCAGACGGGUUCAGAGUUCGAGAACUCUGAUGUCAGGUGGGUUAUCACGGUGCCUGCCAUCUGGAAACAGCCCGCCAAGCAGUUCAUGAGACAAGCUGCCUACCAGGCAGGUCUGGCUUCCCCCGAGAACUCGGAGCAACUCUUCAUCGCCUUGGAGCCCGAGGCGGCCUCCAUCUACUGCCGGAAGCUGCGGUUGCACCAGAUGAUUGAGCUGAGCAGCAAGGCCACGGUCAAUGGGUACAGCUCCAGUGACACAGUAGGAGCUGGGUUUGCACAGGCUAAGGAACACGUACGACGUAAUCGGCAGAGUCGGACCUUUUUGGUGGAGAAUGUCAUAGGAGAAAUCUGGUCCGAGCUGGAGGAAGGUGACAAGUAUGUGGUAGUGGACAGUGGCGGUGGCACCGUAGACGUGACAGUCCAUCAGAUACGGUUACCGGAGGGACACCUUAAAGAACUGUACAAAGCAACAGGUGGACCCUAUGGAUCUUUAGGAGUAGAUUAUGAAUUUGAAAAGCUUCUGUGUAAAAUAUUCGGAGAGGAUUUUAUUGAGCAAUUCAAAAUCAAGCGUCCUGCGGCCUGGGUUGACUUAAUGAUUGCAUUUGAGUCUCGCAAAAGGGCAGCUGCCCCGGACCGAACUAACCCGCUGAACAUCACCCUGCCCUUCUCCUUCAUUGACUACUACAAGAAGUUCCGUGGGCACAGUGUGGAGCACGCCUUGAGGAAGAGCAAUGUGGAUUUUGUGAAGUGGUCCUCGCAGGGGAUGCUGAGGAUGAGUCCAGAUGCCAUGAAUGCCCUUUUUAAGCCAACCAUUGAUAGCAUCAUUGAGCAUCUCCGGGACCUGUUUCAGAAGCCGGAGGUGUCCACGGUCAAGUUCCUCUUCCUGGUGGGCGGCUUCGCCGAGGCGCCCCUCCUGCAGCAGGCGGUGCAGGCUGCCUUCGGCGACAAGUGCCGUAUCAUCAUCCCCCAGGACGUGGGCCUCACCAUCCUCAAGGGCGCCGUCCUCUUCGGCCUGGACCCCGCUGUCAUCAAGGUGCGCCGGUCCCCGCUCACCUACGGGGUUGGGGUGCUGAACCGCUAUGUGGAGGGCAAGCACCCGCCCGAGAAGCUGCUGGUGAAGGACGGCACUCGCUGGUGCACUGACGUCUUCGACAAGUUCAUCUCCGCCGACCAGUCCGUGGCCCUGGGCGAGCUGGUCAAGCGCAGCUACACCCCGGCCAAGCCCUCCCAGCUGGUCAUUGUCAUCAACAUCUAUAGCUCUGAGCUGGACAGCGUGAGCUUCAUCACCGACCCUGGGGUGAAGAAGUGCGGCACGCUGCGCCUCGAUCUCACGGGGGCCAGCGGCACUGCCGUGCCCACCCGCAGGGAGAUCCAGACCCUCAUGCAGUUCGGGGACACCGAGAUCAAGGCCACGGCCAUUGACGUAGCCACCUCCAAGAGUGUCAAGGUUGGCAUCGACUUCCUAAAUUACUAACCGGCCCUCCCCGCCCCCUGUCCCCUUGGACUCAGCUCACCUGCAUCUGCUGACCUCAACCCUGACUGUUCUUUCCCUGCCCUUGACCCUAGCCAUCACCCGUCUGAAUUUCAGCAGGGAAGAUGAGAACAGCCAGGGCUAGAAAUAAUUAGGGGUUUUUGAGGGCAUACUGGAGUCGGGAAAACUGUUGGCAGUGAAGAUGGAGGUUGGGAAAUAAGAAAUUUGAGGAUCCCAGAAAAGCAGCUAGUGUUCAUAGGUACGAAGUGGUGAAACGCCCACCCCCCCCCGAUCCCCCACCGCCCCACAAGGGAAUCAGUACAUUUCUGCAGCAGUGAUCGGGCUUGGGGUGAAGAGAUCUCCCUUAUGUAGAACUUAGGGUGCCCUGUCGCGAUCCUUCCAGAUUUGGAAUAAGAUCUUUGAGCCAGGAGGAGAUUCUUCAUCUCUCUGAGACUUUUCUUUUUUACAUAUUUUGGAUGGCAGUCAAUAUAAAAUGCCAUCCAUCUGCAGUUAAUUUCUUUUCAUCAUGGUGUGAUUAAAAGUGAUGAUUCACUGGGAACUUGGAGGGUUUUUAGCUGGUGGGAGAAGACUGCCUACACUGGGCGCUAUUUUAGGUUCUCAUAAUUUAAAUUCCAAAAAGGUUUAGUGAAGAAUAACUGUAGCUUCAGCUAAUCCACUAGGAUUUGUGAGUGAGAGAGCUGACACCUCAACUUUUCGGCAGGUAAAAACUUGCUUCGAGGGAAAUGGAUAUUGAGCUAGUGACAUAUCCCAAAUUAUAUGCUGUGAUAGAACUCCCCAAAGGCCAAAUCCUGAUUUCUGAAUUCAUAAGUAAUUUGAGUUAACCUUAGUAGGAAUCUGUGUGAGAAAAUGAAGCUGCAGUUUGCCUUGUUCACAUCACCAAGCCCGGGAGUCCGGAAGAGCCCCUCCCCUUGACAGGCACACGUACUUUAAACUAACUCCCUCCUCCCUGCUGGCCCUCAUCUCCCUAAGAGAUUUGGCCAUUUAUUUCCACAUUUUGAAAAGAAUACAUUGGUGAUACAUGGGCAGAGAAUCUGUUUAACGAAACGUUUUGUUAAAAUCUUCAGUUUUAAAACUAGAACUGAAGAGUCUAUCUAAAGGCAUUCAGAGAUCUGUACUUAGUGAAUGAAGCUGGGUUUUUUCAAACCAGAAUCUGCAGUUUUUAGUAAAUGCCACAGGGGACUGUGGUUCAAUUGGAUUUUUUUUUUUUAAAGAUCUAUUUAUUGAUUGAUUGAUUGCUGUGUUGGGUCUUCAUUUCUGUGUGAGGGCUUUCUCCAGUUGUGGCAAGUGGGGGCCACUCUUCAUCGCAGUGUGCGGGCCUCUCACUAUCGCGGCCUCUCUUGUUGCGGAGCACAGGCUCCAGACACACAGGCUCAGUAAUUGUGGCUCACGGGCCCAGCUGCUCCGCGGCAUGUGGGAUCUUCCGGGACCAGGGCUCGAACCCGUGUCCCCUGCAUUGGCAGGCGGAUUCUUAACCACUGCGCCACCAGGGAAGCCCCUCAAUUGGAAUUUAAAAGUUCCUAACUUCAGGGUUUUGGAAAGCUGGGGCACAGACCAGAGCCUGCAGCUUCCAGCUGGGUUCACUUAGGGAGUGAGUCUACAAGUGAAGAACCACAAUCCCACACGUUGCCCUCUUGUGAGUGGGGCUGGAGCUCCAGCUGGCUUGGGGAUGGCACGUUUAACCUUCACAGGAAGGGCCUGGGGAGGAAAAAGAUCGGAAGAAAGGCAGCCUAAGAAUGGGGCUGAGGAAGCAACUGGUGUGUGUGCCCGCUCUCCAUCCUUCCCCACUUGCAAAGCCAGUCUUCAACAUUCAGGAGCCAACUGAGGAAAAGAAUCAAGAACCUGACUCAGCCCGUGUGAUCUGUUCAAAGCUGUCUUUUCCACCUGCUGGAGUGAAUUCGAUUUUAAAUCACCGGAGGCAUGCAUAAUGAAUGAGGGGAGGAUGGGUGACUCAGCCACUAACUUUGAAUGCAACUUGGAUUCACAAACCCAUUAUCACAGCGCAUUAUCAUACGCAGAUUUUAAGUAGCAUUUCCAACUUCAUUCUAACGUGUCUCCUUUUUCACAUUGCUGGCUGCAGAAUUCCCUACUAGAAUGUGAAACACUAACAAACUACAGAACUAGAGAAUGCUAGUCACAUACUCAGUAGCGGGGUUUCGCAUCGAGACACAAAUGUGCGCUCUAGGGUUCUCUUGCUGCCUGCUCGGCUUCAAAAGCUAAAUGUUAUGGGUCUUUCUUUGGUGUUGCCAGCCAUACUCUACAAACAAGACUUCUCCAUUUAGUUAUAAGUAAUAUAAUUUUAUGUACAUAUAAUAUUAGAAAAUUGUACAGAAUCUUGAUUUCUACAAUAUGCUCUUGUUAAAAAAAAAAGGGAAAAUGCUCUUUGAAUUUUGUUGAUGACAUUGCUGCCUUUAAGUUUCCAUGGUUUCAUGUCUUAAUUGUGCUUACUAGACAUUGAUUUGUACUGAUGUUAAGCUAUGGACUGUGUGUGCAGACUGAGCAACAGACAGAGGUGCCUAGGGUCAGAAUCCUCUACGAAACAGACCGGCUGGAUUGACAGCUCCAUCAGACCUUUCUACACACACAUCCUUCCCAAAGGUUCACAGUUUAUAUUUAAAGGUGCAUAAUAAUGUAUCGAUUCUCCUGAACUGUCUUUGAGAGCUGAACGUUCUGGUUCUGUAAGCCAUGUGACUGUGCAGAAAAACCUCCGAAAACUCUGUGUCCCUGCAGGGCUGUCAGCGUCUCCUUGUGGGGCGAAGCAGCCACUCUGAAGGCAAAGUGUGAUGUUUUCAGGACACCAGAAUCAAAGGAAGGAAUCAGGUGGUACACAAAUCCAGCUUUUCUACUGGAUUAAGUGUAAGUGUGAGUAAUAGAGUCAAGUCCUUUUCUUGGCUAAUGUAAGGCCUUUCCCAUCUUGCAUUAAGGAUGUCUCCUUGUCUACUAUUUCUCUUAAAUGAAAUGGUUGAAAUUUGCAAUGUUGGCAAAAAGAUGAUGGAGAGGGGGUGAUGAUUUUACUGGAUUUUCUUCUGCCCCAGAGAUGCAGCCCUAAUAGACUUCUUAGAGGGAAUCCUCAAAUCCACCCCUUCUCCCCUUCCCCCCCACAGAAAUAUUCUAGAGUAAGAGCACUGGAUAGGAACACUUGGACACAUUUUCUAAUCUUAGAAAGUUUCUAAAAGGCCCGUUGUCUUAACCCAUUACUCAAUUGUCCCUGGCAUAUUAUCUGAGGUUCAAGUUUCUUGGAAGCAGAACUGUCAAAGGGUUUCCUUUGUAACGUCCCUUUCUGUACACAGCAGGCAUUAAUAAAUGUUGAAUGUCAGACAAGAAUGUCAGACGGACAAGAGAGGAAAGAGGAAACAUACAGGCGUUUCUGCAGACCGAUGGCUAAGAUGAGUGCGGAUUACAGAGCCUGCCCUGCCCUACCCCUAGAAUGUUAUUUAGAUCAAGUUUAGCUUUUAGAGUCCAGGUCUGGUUAAUUGCCAGGGUGGCAAAGAUUCGCAUGCACCUAUAUAAACAGGAGUCAAAAUGCAUUAUUAGCUGAAGAUCGAAUCACACAUUGUAGAGAUGAAAUAGCUGUGAUUAAGCUGCAUAUUUAUGCUGGGAAAUGGCUGAAGUGGAUGACUAGUAUAAAAGUUGUUGGCCAUAACAUUAUAUCUCUUAUCUGCUUGGAAUAUGGAAAUAUAUUCUAAAAUAACAGCCACUGGGGUCUUGUUCACUAUAAAUUCAAACUUCACAGAACUUGGCAGCAAUUCACAAUUUGACUGUAUCUGCAAACUGUCUUCACACAUGUCUAAUAAAGCAAAAC